Messenger RNA from Cicer arietinum (chickpea), 1042 nucleotides. RefSeq lists its product as uncharacterized. The record is from RefSeq and is a predicted model, not a curated record. Gene Ontology annotation, molecular function: protein phosphatase activator activity. Gene Ontology annotation, cellular component: nucleoplasm; protein phosphatase 4 complex. Lineage: Eukaryota; Viridiplantae; Streptophyta; Magnoliopsida; Fabales; Fabaceae. Gene Ontology annotation, biological process: protein dephosphorylation.
GUCCCUUUUGUGGUAAUGAUGGAAAGAUUUGUUAACAUUUAAGUUCAUACUGUUGUCGAUGGUGGAGGCAAAAUCCGCUAUUUUUGGCCGCCAUAGCCGCCAUCACGUGUAAAAUGACCAUGGUGGAUUGUUGAAAUCCUGCUUUCCGCCAUGGCCACCAUUUGAUAACACUGGACUCAAGAAUUAUUGAUUUUUUUUUUCAUAAGUUAAUUUUGUUAGAAAAUCUUCUCUACAAAUAAAUAUGGAUGAAGUAGUGCUGUGUUUUCUUUUCCCUUUUAUAUUUGGAAGCCUACAUAUCACAUCAAUCAUCUGGCAGAGUGCCAAAUAGAUUGUGUUUACUCGAUCUUUUCUCUUUUUGUAUAUGAUAUCCAUCCUUUUUAAUUUGUGUUUAUAAUGUAGCAAGAAUUUAUUCGGAAGCUGAUGGGGCUAUUUAGGGUGUGUGAAGACUUGGAAAACAUGGACGGCCUUCACAUGAUUUUCAAAAUCGUCAAAGGGAUCAUUUUACUCAAUAGUCCACCAAUUCUUGAGAGGAUUUUUAAGGAAGAGUUUAUAGUGGACAUCAUCGGUGCCCUUGAGUAUGAUCCGGAAAUUACUUGUGUUCAGCAUCAUCGUGAAUUCUUAAAGGACCAUGUUGUUUUUAAGGAGGCCAUACCUAUAAAAGAUCCCAUUGCACUAGCGAAGAUACAUCAGACAUAUAGAGUUGGUUAUUUGAAGGAUGUUGUUUUGGCCAGAGUCUUAGAUGACACUACUUCUGCAACCAUUACCUCUAUAAUACAUGCUAACAAUGCCUUUGUUAUUGCUAUGUUGAAGGACGACAAUACAUUUAUCCAGGAGUUGUUUGCUAGGUUAAAAUCACCCACCACCUCUCAAGAAUCAAAGAAAAACUUGGUAGGUCUUGUUAAAGAUAUCCUAUCAUUUGCUUCUCUGGCUAUAAUUGGAGUUUGCGAGAUAUUGAAUUAGAAUGGAGAAACGUUGUGUGUUCUUUAUUUGGAUGAUUAAUGGUCAAUAGCCAAUAGGGGACGAAAAUGGGAUGGUUUAGCCU